UGUCGUCGGUUGUGGGGGGGCAAUGAAAAGGCUGAAGGCGGACCGAGCGAUUUCAGUUUUCGAACAACAGCUGAGCGGAGACGAUGAGUGUGUGAAAGGCGCAAACGGCCACUACCGAAUAGACGAACAGACAGUUUUAUAUAGUUCGCCAGUGGAGCGAACGAGACAACAACAACAGGAACCCUUCGGACAGGCUCUCUUUAUCCUGACAACCGGCUCAAUCUCAGCGUUAGAUUAGUCAGCGUCAGCGAUAACAACAAAGAAGGAGACGGCGGCAGCGACCAGGGCCGUUGACUUUGCAGUUUGGAAUUGUUAUACAAUCGUUUAACUUCUUCUUAAUCUACGAUAAAUAGCGUGUUCAUUGUUACUACAAUCGUUCUGUGAAUGAAACAGAUGCUUGCGUCCGGUCAACAGUGAUGUCAGUGUCCGCAAAUAUUUACCACGAUUGUCAGAGCGGCGGCGGCGGUGGAGGUGCUGGAAUCUUGGUUCAUCAACAACAGCAACAGCAACCAUCGGUGGAUCAUCACCUCUUCCUAUCGAACGACUCCGAUUCGUCCUUUCUGAUCGGCGGCAGCGACAGCAUCAUCAUGAUGCAGGAACUCCUUCCCGCCGUCCUCCUCAGCGCCGAAUGCAUGCCCUGGCUUUGGGCGGCGAUCGGCUCCUGCCUCGUCGGCCUCAGCGGGAUCCUUCCCCUUCUCGUCAUCCCCAUCGACCAAACGGACAACCUGAAACAAGGCGAUAGCGCCAACCGACUGAAGACUUUACUCAGCUUCGCCGUGGGCGGACUCCUCGGGGACGUGUUUCUGCAUUCCCUGCCCGAGAUCUGGACCAACGAAGCGGCGAGAAACGGCGGACAACCGUCCAUGUACAGCGGUCUGCUGAUCCUCUCCGGCUUGCUCAUAUUUGUAAUAGCCGAGAAGGUGUUUUCGGUGAUCACGCAAAUCUCCGAAGCGGAAGCAAAGGCUGAAGACGAUCAGAAGCACCAUCAUCAUCAGCUCAACAACAACACCGAGGGCUACACGAAGAGACAACAGGAUGAAGUGGCGGAUGAUAAGAAGGACGUCGCCAACGGCAAGAAACAUAUUACGGGUUACCUGAACUUGAUAGCCAACAUGAUCGACAACUUCACGCACGGGCUCUCGCUGGGCGGCGCCUUCCUCGUCUCCUUCCGCUUGGGUUGUCUCACCACCUUCGCCAUUCUCGUGCACGAGAUACCGCACGAGGUCGGCGAUUUCGCCAUACUCUUGAAGUCGGGUUUCUCGCGCUGGGAGGCGGCGAAACUGCAACUCAUCACCGCCGGCGGAGGUCUGCUCGGAUCGAUAGCCGCGAUCGCAUUCAGCGGUGCAUCCAACUCUAUAGAGGCUCGGACUUCGUGGAUAAUGCCAUUUACGGCGGGCACUUUCCUGCACAUCGCACUCGUCACCGUUCUGCCGGAUCUCCUCAAGGAGGACGACCCGAAGGAAUCUUUCAAACAGCUGUCCGCCCUCUUGGCGGGCAUCGCGAUCAUGGCGUUCGUCACCAGCGUCUUCGAGUAGACCGGGAAAGAGAAGAGAAGGAAGUGAUGAUCCACUUGUAAAUAUUCUUGGAAAUUGUGCUCCGUCAUUCCUACAAA
Nicrophorus vespilloides is the source of this 1612-nucleotide messenger RNA. RefSeq names its product zinc transporter ZIP13 homolog (gene Zip99C). Gene Ontology annotation, cellular component: membrane. The record is from RefSeq and is a predicted model, not a curated record. The coding region runs from base 417 to 1535 and encodes 372 amino acids. Gene Ontology annotation, biological process: zinc ion transmembrane transport; intracellular zinc ion homeostasis. Gene Ontology annotation, molecular function: zinc ion transmembrane transporter activity. NCBI's taxonomy places the organism in Eukaryota, Metazoa, Arthropoda, Insecta, Coleoptera, Silphidae. The transcript is spliced from 5 exons.